AUGAGAACGGCCGGGAUGCCGCGCUCGGAGGGCAAGGACUCCGCCCCCGUCGACUCAGCCAGGGACGCAAGAACCGCAUCGGCGUCCGUGGUCCUCGCGUCGAAAAUGUGGGCGGCGGCGGAGAUCGGGUUCGACGCAGCUCCGGGCCAGCCGAAGCGGAGCGUCCACAUUAUCGACACCGAUGACCCGAUAGCCCAUCUCGAGCGCGAACUGGACGCCCAAAUGGCCCAAACCGCCACCGCAGCCCACAAUGCCCACCGCAUCACCAGGCUGCAGAUUACAGCGUUUCAGCGCCGCGAAGACCGUCAGCCCCGCGCACAUGAGCGGCGCGGUCUCCACAAACGACAACGCCUCCGGCAUCGGCACGACCUGUCUUGCAUCGACGAGGGUGUAUUGCUGGAAGCCGCCAUCGCGCGAGAUGCCGUUGUUGCCGGCCUUAGGGCAGUAAACGGAGUAGCCGGAUUCAUCCUCUGUGUUUACGCAUUCCUUGCAACGACCGCAGGGAUGGUACGCGCGACCUGGCACGCCGACGCGGGUGCCGAUUUGGAGGGUGCUGGAGGCUGGGACGGCGGGGCCGAGGGCGACGACGGUGCCGGCGAACUCGUGGCAGGGGACCAAGGGGAGGGUUUUGCCCAUGGCGCCGGAGGCGUAGACGGCGUCGGUGUGGCAAGGUGGAACGGCGGAGUCGGAUAUCUGGUAAGUGAUCUUACAAGGCUCAAGGCCAUUGACAUAAACAUCCUCGGUGUGGAAGUGGUGAACAGACUGUAG
Letharia columbiana is the source of this 768-nucleotide messenger RNA. RefSeq lists its product as uncharacterized. The record is from RefSeq and is a predicted model, not a curated record. The coding region runs from base 1 to 768 and encodes 255 amino acids. NCBI's taxonomy places the organism in Eukaryota, Fungi, Ascomycota, Lecanoromycetes, Lecanorales, Parmeliaceae. The transcript is spliced from 3 exons.